Molecule: messenger RNA, 1401 nt
Organism: Aspergillus mulundensis
Lineage: Eukaryota; Fungi; Ascomycota; Eurotiomycetes; Eurotiales; Aspergillaceae
Gene: slu7
Product: mRNA splicing protein SLU7
Exons: 1
Coding region: 1-1401 (466 amino acids)
Biological process (GO): mRNA splicing, via spliceosome
Cellular component (GO): spliceosomal complex
Molecular function (GO): pre-mRNA 3'-splice site binding
Source: RefSeq, a predicted model, not a curated record
AUGUCGUCGCGGAAGCCCGCCGACGUUGCAUCGAAAGAGCGCAACGAAUACAUUCCGGCUUUCAUUUCAAAGAAACCUUUCUAUAUCGACGACGAGGACACCGCAAACGAUUAUCUAGAGCACCAGCGUCUACAAAAAUCAACAACAACAGACCAGUCAAAAUGGUACGAACGAGGGAAACGCGCCGGUCCAGCGGCCACGAAGUAUCGCAAAGGCGCUUGCGAGAAUUGCGGCGCGAUGACCCACAAAACAAAAGAGUGCCUAAAUCGGCCGAGAAAGCACGGCGCGAAAUGGACGGGCAAGGAUAUUCAGGCGGAUGAGGUCAUUCAAAAUGUCGAUUUAGGAUGGGAUGCCAAAAGAGACCGAUGGAACGGUUACGACGCUGGAGAGUACCGACAGGUUGUUGAGGAAUAUGAGGAGCUGGAGAAGCUGAAGCGACAAACAAAAAUUACCAAUGGGGAAACAGACAAUGCCAACGAGGAGGAGGCUACAGAGCAGGAAGCUCGGUAUGCAGAGGAAUCCGAUAUGGGAAGACAGCAGAGUACAGCCACUCGCAAUCUACGAAUCCGAGAAGACACUGCGAAAUACCUACUGAACCUUGAUUUGGACUCAGCCAAGUACGAUCCGAAAACGCGACGCAUGGUGGACGCAGGUGCUGCAGAAGAUCAGGCUGCAGCUCUUGUUGCUGAAGAGAACUUUGUUCGCUCGUCUGGAGAUGCAGCGGAGUUUGAAAGAGCUCAGCGGUAUGCCUGGGAGGCGCAAGAGCGUGGUACGCAGAAGAUCCAUCUACAGGCGAAUCCAACUUCCGGUGAAAUCAUGCGAAAGAAGGAGCUAGCCGAAACAGAGGCUAAGCGAGACGCGCAACGGAAGGCACUUCUCGAGAAGUAUGGCGGCGAACAGCAUUUGCAACAAACUCCCCUUCGUGAGACAAUGGUGAUCGAGAAUGAACGGUUCGUCGAGUAUGACGAGACAGGGGCGAUCAAAGGCGCUCCUAAGAAAGCAACCAAGUCCAAAUACCCUGAAGAUAUCCUCACGAACAACCACAAAUCUGUAUGGGGUAGUUGGUGGCACAAUUUCCAAUGGGGCUAUGCUUGCUGCUUCUCGACCGUUAAGAACAGUUACUGUACGGGUGAGGGAGGAAAGCGAGCAUUUGAAGAGACAGGAAACAUGUUGCUACUGCCUGAAGACGAGCCCGAGCAGCCGUUGCCAGAAGCCGACGAGACUGCUACUGCCCAUGAUUCUCAGAGCACAGAAAGCAAGCAGCAGCGAGAUUCAAAGAAACGGACGCUUCUAGAGGUGCAGUCAGGGAUAACGGAGGACGAGUUUGAGACGUAUAAGCGCAGUCGACUAGCAGCUGAUGAUCCUAUGGCUGCGUUCAUUGGAAAGGACGAUGCGCAUUAG